Mixia osmundae IAM 14324 is the source of this 2031-nucleotide messenger RNA. RefSeq lists its product as uncharacterized. Gene Ontology annotation, molecular function: protein binding. The record is from RefSeq and is a predicted model, not a curated record. NCBI's taxonomy places the organism in Eukaryota, Fungi, Basidiomycota, Mixiomycetes, Mixiales, Mixiaceae. The transcript has 5 exons. The coding region runs from base 1 to 2031 and encodes 676 amino acids.
AUGAGUGCACGCAACUCGCCAGCGCCUUCGCGUACGGCUGGCUCAAUGGUCUCUGGCAUAUCGAACCAAGGCUAUGAAGUCGGCGAGUCGUCUCCAGCUGCCAGCAAUAACGUGCGCUCGCGUCAAUCCAAACGCGAUGAGGCUAUCAGGAAGAAGAUCGAGACGGAGCUAGCGCGUAAACGUCCGUCCAAUCGUAGAGCGGGAUCGUCCAACAUCCCUCAGCCAUCGCAGACGAAUGGCAAUCGUCGUCGGGGCGGACAGGCAGGUUCUUCGCGUCGUGCGGCAGGCACAGUCUCUGCACUGCGACCAUUGCCUGCUCUGACUGUUCCAUCGACCAUGAGCGUCGUGGAUGCCUCGCAACUUUGCGCCGCCAAGCGCACGGAUUGCGUUCUCGUCGUCGAUGAGGAGGAGCACCUUUCUGGCAUCUUUACAGCGAAGGACCUGGCAUUCAGGGUCAUCGGCGACGGCCUGGAUCCGCGUCAUACACCCGUGUCAGCCAUCAUGACGAAGAACCCGAUGGUCACUCGCGACACCACCUCAGCAACAGAUGCGCUACAGACCAUGGUCACUCGUGGCUUCCGUCAUCUGCCCGUCUGUAAUGAAGAGGGCGAUGUGGUGGGACUGCUCGACAUUACAAAGGUCUUUCACGAAUCCCUCGAGAAGCUCGAACGCGCCUAUGGCUCUUCGCAGAAGCUCUACACUGCACUGGAAGGUGUCCAGUCAGAAUGGGGACCACAGGGCGCGCAGCAGGCAUCUGGCCUCAUGGCGUACGUCGAGGCGUUGCGUGACAAGAUGUCAUUUCCCGAUAUUGGCUCCAUCCUUGAUGUUCGUACUCGUGCUGCUACCAUCGGCGUCAAGACGACUGUGCGCGAUGCCGCUAAGAUCAUGCGCGAGAACAGAACGACUGCUGUCUGCGUGCUUGAAGGCGACGGAUCUACGGGCAAGCUGGCGGGCAUCUUCACGUCCAAAGACGUUGUCCUGCGCGUCAUUGCUGCCGGACUGGAUGCCAAGACGUGCUCUGUAGUACGUGUCAUGACGCCCCAUCCGGACACGGCUUCACCCUCGCUGAGUAUUCAAGAAGCGCUACGCAAGAUGCACGAUGGUCACUAUCUCAAUCUACCCGUGCUCGAUGACGCAGGCGCGCUUGUAGGCUGUGUCGAUGUGCUGAAGUUGACAUAUGCUACGCUCGAGCAAGUCAAUUCGAUCGGCGCGGAAGACGGCGGCAGCGGAGGCGAUGGAACGGAUGGACCCCAAUGGGCACGAUUCUUCAAUUCCUUUGGUGCUGGCUCAGUACAAGAUGAUAACGAGUCUGUCUUCUCAGACCCGCAAGCUGCGUCUGAGCUGCAUCCCAACGAUUCUGCCUCGAUGCUGCAAGAUGACGAUACAUCGGAAGUCGGCCGUGGUGCCAAUCAUCACGCUUCUUCGAUCGGUGGUCUCGCCGUGCCCGGCCCAGCGGUGGAUGACGGCACGUACCUGUUCAAAUUUGUUGCACCAGGCGGCACGACCCAUCGCUUCCAAGCACGAUACGAUCAGCACGAGCUCAUCCGGGACAUCGUCGCGGGCAAGCUCGCAUCGGAUCCCUUCUUCACAGAGGCCGACGAUGGCGUCCAUCUCGAUCCUUCAGAGUUUGCAAUCUCCUACCACGACGAUGAUGGGGAUAUGGUGCUCAUGACUAGCGAUCGGGAUGUUAAAGAUGCAGUUUCGACAGCACGCAAAUCUUCUAAAGACCGCGUUGUGCUCCAUCUACGUGGGGGCAAGGCAUGGGACGAGCAGCUCAAGAAGCGAGGCAUAUCACUCGAAGCUGCUGCGCCUGCACCUCCGAAGAAGAUCAGCAAGUCCAUCGUGGAAUCUGACGAAGCAGAUGACGAGGGAGAGAACUCGAGUCAGGUCGCACGCAAAGCAAGGCGUCGACGACAGCCAGACUCGGACGAGCUCGUCUUUGGUAUGCCAAAGGACAUGAUCUUGCCUGCUGCGAUUGGCUUCCUAGGCAUCACCAUCAUCGGCGUCUUCGCUCUGAGCAGGUCAAAGUGA